This is a messenger RNA of Aspergillus neoniger CBS 115656, 1221 nucleotides long. RefSeq names its product aldehyde reductase. The transcript is spliced from 4 exons. Gene Ontology annotation, molecular function: oxidoreductase activity, acting on the CH-OH group of donors, NAD or NADP as acceptor. Lineage: Eukaryota; Fungi; Ascomycota; Eurotiomycetes; Eurotiales; Aspergillaceae. The coding region runs from base 1 to 1071 and encodes 356 amino acids. The record is from RefSeq and is a predicted model, not a curated record.
AUGACCAUCUCUGAAACAUCAGCUAUCCCUCACGGAUCAUGGGUCCUGGUUACUGGGGCCAAUAGCUUGGUCGGAUCAAAUGUAGCCGAUCGGCUGCUUAGUCGCGGGUAUCGUGUCAGGGGAACCGUGCGGAAUGCGCAGAGGCACCAAUGGAUCGGAGAUCUUUUCCGUGACAAGUAUGGGAAAGACAGCUUUGAGCUGGUCCAGGUCCAGGACAUACAGCGUCCGGAUGCUUUUGACGAAGCUAUGAAAGUUAGGUGCUCAACUGUACAAUUCAAUGGUGUCUCGGGAGUGGCACAUGUAGUAACCAUCUUUGCUGGUCCAAACGAUGGUCCGGAUGAGAUAUUCGAAUCCAUCAAACGGCUGGAUCACAAUAUCCUUGCCUCCGCGGCAGCCGAGCCCAGCGUCAAACGCUUUGUCUACACCUCCUCCUGCCAAGCGGCUAACACAAUGGGCUUGGAUGAUCUGGAUGGUAAGACAGUGAUCACCUCGGAGACUUGGAACGAAACUGCCAUUCAGCGAGCCAAAACGGGGUCUCCUGCCGAAUGGAGAAGAGGAUUUGACGUCUACAGCGCAAGCAAGGCCUUUGGGGAGCAAGGAAUCUGGGAAUGGGUGAGAGAGCACAAGCCCGGGUUCGUAGCAAAUACCGUUCUACCCUCAUUGUGCUAUGGUGCCCCUCUCGACCCACCAAAUCAAGGGUUUCCUUCCACUCUGUCAUGGCCAGCAGCCAUCAUCAAAAAUGACUGGGCCUCAGUUUCCGAACACGUGAAGGCCCAUCUCCCAAUUGACGCCGCACUUCUGCAUGUCGCGGCUUUGAUCAAUCCCACGGUCCAAAACGAACGCCUGUUUGCGUAUGGCUGGCCGUUUUUCUGGAACGAUUUAGCUACCAUCUAUCGGGAUAUAUUCCCGAACCGGGAACUGCCAACAGAUCUGCCUGCCCCCGAUAAGGAUGCCGAUUUUUUGGAUGUUAAGCCUUCGAAGCGGUCGGAAGAUCUACUUAAAGAGAUGUGCAAGCCGGGAUGGAGUAGCCUCAAGGAGAUUGUUGUGGCUAAUGCAUAUGGUCUGGUUUGAGGGUUACACAUUAGCAGGGGUUAUUCGUCGAUAUGAGAAGCCCCAUCCUGGUGCUCACAUUCACAUACACAUUUAGUGUGUCGUUGAGCCCAUUUGUACCCAUGGGAAACCAACUAUAUUGAAUACUUGACAGGAUUAGAUUGCUCAAAU